This is a messenger RNA of Spodoptera littoralis (African cotton leafworm), 1662 nucleotides long. The record is from the annotation of a GenBank genome assembly. Lineage: Eukaryota; Metazoa; Arthropoda; Insecta; Lepidoptera; Noctuidae.
AUGACACUUAAAAAUAUAUUGCUAAGAACAAUCAACCAGAAGAAUAAAUACAUAAACUUGGUUGCCACAGCAGUAAAGUUCAACCAAGAACAAUACAAUCAUGGAGAACAAAAUAGACAAUACAGAAAGACAGUUGCCACAGCUUUAUUUAGCUCUGUGCUAAUUGGAACUGUAUUAGCAGAAAAAUCUAAAAAUGAAAGCAAGGGCAAAGACAAGAGUAAGGAUGAUAAUAUAUGUGAAGCGGGAGAAAGGAGGCCGGAUCUACCUACAUACAGGGCAGAGGAAGUUAGCAAACAUGAUUCUGUGGAAAGCUUUUGGGUAAUAUACAAGAACGGCGUGUACGAUGUGACCUCAUUCCUGCCCUCCCAUCCUGGAGGGGACCAGAUCAUGAACGCUGGAGGUCUCAGCAUAGAACCGUUCUGGAACGUCUAUGGCAUGCACAAGACGAAGGAUAUCUGCGCCUUAUUGGAGAGUUAUAGGAUAGGUAACCUUCACGAAGAUGACAUGAUGGACCAUUCCGGUGAAGAGUUGUGGGUGAAGGAGCCGAGCAGAGACAAGCGGCUGAUAGUGAAGACCAGCAAGCCGUUCAACGCGGAGAUACCGGCCAAACUACAGGUCGAACACUUCGACACGCCCAACGAAUUAUUUUACGUCCGUCAACACAUGCCUGUUCCAGAGUUGGACUCGUCUCAGCAUCGAGUGCGGGUGAUCAUAAAGAAUGGAGAGACAGUGACGCGCGAGUUCAGCCUGCAGCAACUGGACAUGUUCCCGCGGACUAAAGUACGCGCCGCGCUCAUGUGUGCCGGGAACCGACGCAGCGAGAUGAAUGAGCAGGUGAAGCCAGUGAAGGGCAUAAGUUGGCAGGGCGGCGCCAUCAGUAACGCGGUGUGGGAGGGCGUGCUACUGGUCGACGUACUGAGGGCCUGCGGGGUCGACAAUACCGACGUCGCCGGGAAACACGUCAUUUUCACAGGCUCAGACAUAGACGCGACUGGAGUGAACUUCUCGACGUCGAUUCCGUUGGAGCAGGCCCUGAACCCUCGCAACAGAGUCCUGCUGGCCACGCACAUGAACGGCGCCGCGCUGCCGCCCGACCACGGCCACCCGCUGCGGGCCGUCGUGCCCGGCGCGCCCGCCGUCCGGAGCGUCAAGUGGCUUGAAUCAAUAACAAUAUCAAAAGACGAGAGUUCGUCCCACUGGCACCAGAAAGACUACCGUUCCUUUAACGCGUCCAAAACGUGGGAGACGGCGGACUUUGCGACCGCCCCGCCCAUAUACAGCCUGCCUGUCACGUCCGCUAUAUGCGACCCCGCCAACGGAGAUACCGUUGUGGCAAAGAAUGGAGUCGUGGAAAUCAGAGGUUACGCCUACUCCGGCGGUGGUGCUAAGAUCCUCCGAGUGGACAUAUCACCAGACUGCGGUGAGACCUGGGUGCAAGCUGAGGAGAUGCAGACUGAUGAUGCACCGCCUCAGCAACACUACUCCUGGACGCUGUGGACUGCCAGGAUACCCGUCCGUAAGGGACAGAAAGAGAUUGAAUUAUGGGCGAAGGCCACGGACAGCAACUUCAACACUCAACCCGAGAGGUUUGAUGAUAUUUGGAACAUUAGAGGGCUACUUAGUAACGCUUAUCAUAGAAUCAAAGUACAGAUCAAACAUUAG